AUGAACACGGUUCUUCAAGAAGUAAAAAUUAUGAAAGAUAAAAUAGAUCAAUUCACUGAACAAAAACGACCUGAUUUGCCAAUAUACGAAACGCUGAAAGCAACAACUAUUGAUACAAGCGAAAUUAAAGACCCUUUAAUCGUAAAUAAUAAUAAUCGUCGUGGUAAAAAAGAACCUUUUAUUUAUAAGAAAUAUUACAAAACUAUGGACGUUGCUUGUAUACCAAGGUCAAUUCCCGAAGAUGAAACUCAUCAGGCAAAAAAAAUACAAGCUCAAUUAGCCAUACUUGGGAAAUUAAAAGAUUCCCCUAAUAUAUUGAAAUUUUUCGGGAUUUCUCAUCUUGAAAAUCAAAUGGUGAUGGUAGUAGAAUGGGCGGAAUUGGGAAGUUUAAGGGAAGUAUAUAAUAGGUGUGAUAUCGCUUGGCCGGCAAAGGUUCAGAUUGCACUAGAUAUUUGCCGUGGAAUAACAUUUUUGCACACGUGUGCAAUUCUUCAUCAUGACAUUCGAUGUGCAAACAUAAUGAUGACAUUACGGUUGGAACCAAAAAUUACAGGGUUUGAGUACGCUCGUUUAACAACAUCGGCCACGACAAGCAUGUCCGAAUUAACAGAUGUUGUUCAUUGGUUAGCCCCUGAAAAAUUAAAAUUCGCUAAAGAACAGCCGUAUAAUACUAAAUGUGAAAUCUUCAGGGAAAAACUUAGAUUUGGUAGAGAUAAACCUGAGAUUGAAGAGCUACAGCAAGAAUAUAAGAAAAUAAUAGUGGCUGCUUGGCAAGAGGAUCCACAAAUAAGAGCAUCACUUCAAUAUUUAUUUCUGGAAUUAAAUAGGUUGGCUCAUAAAUAUUAUGAUCCUAGGAAUACUUCACCAACUCUUAAACCAGAUAAAUCAAUAGAUCUUGAUGGGACAUUACAUCAAGUAUCGGUAAGUGAUAGUAAAGGAGAGGACCUACCAGACUUUGGGGAUGAAUUUUGUCUCGAUUCAUUAGAAUCAUUACCAGAAAUUCGUUCGUUAGAAGAGGGCAUUUCAGCACAUAAAAAGAAGGAAACCAAAAAGGCGUGGGAGAUAUUUUGUGAACAUGCAAACUUGGGAAAUACAAGGGCAAAAUAUUGGAAAGGGUAUUAUUUAUGGGAAGGUUAUGCGGGUGAAAGGGAUCUCCUAAGUGGAGCUAAUAAGUGA
Funneliformis caledonium is the source of this 1176-nucleotide messenger RNA. Lineage: Eukaryota; Fungi; Glomeromycota; Glomeromycetes; Glomerales; Glomeraceae. The record is from the annotation of a GenBank genome assembly.